This is a messenger RNA of Aspergillus novofumigatus IBT 16806, 798 nucleotides long. Its product is annotated as putative RTA1 domain protein. The transcript is spliced from 3 exons. Gene Ontology annotation, cellular component: membrane. The record is from RefSeq and is a predicted model, not a curated record. The coding region runs from base 1 to 798 and encodes 265 amino acids. NCBI's taxonomy places the organism in Eukaryota, Fungi, Ascomycota, Eurotiomycetes, Eurotiales, Aspergillaceae.
AUGGCCUCAGACAAAGACAGCAUCUACUUCUACAAUCCCUCCCUCGCGGCUUCCGUUCUCUUCGCCAUCAUCUACAUCAUCCCCCUCAUCUACCAGUCCUACAUGACAUUCAUCUUCCCCCGCAAAGCCCGAACCCCACGAACCAACUACUUCAUCCCGACGGUGAUUGGCGCCGCCCUCGAAGUAGCAGGCUACGCAACCCGCUGCGCCAGCGUCCAGAAACCAGCGAAUAUCGGCCUCUACGCCGUCUCCAGCACCAUCAUCGUCAUCGCCCCGGUCUUCGUCUGCGCGAGUCUCUACAUGCUUCUUGGCAAGCUGGAGGCUAGCUCCGACGGGGGUGCGAAAAAGCCCGCAGCUUUUCUGCGUGGGGGUCGGGGGUCUGGGAGUGGGAUUGCGUCGUCGGGGAACUGGGAGGGGUCGACCAAGGACACGGGGAUUGGGGUGUUAAUUGGAGGGCUGGUGUUGCAGAUUGUUACGUUUGCGACGUAUCUGGUUAUCAUGGUUUGGUUCCAUUGGAGGGCGAUAGCCGAAGGUCACCGGUUGCUGCAUGGGGUUCGGAUGCUCCGCUCAAUCUAUCGUGUGUUUGAAUUUGUGUUCGGCAUUGACUCGUACACGUUUACGCAUGAAUGGCCGUUGUACGUGCUCGAGGCUGUUCCCAUGCUUGUUGCCUUGUUGGUACUGGGCUGGUUCCAUCCGGCGCGGUGGUUGGCAAUGUCUGAGCUGGAGGGGGAGCAGGUCUAUUCUCUGCGCAAGUCGUCCAGACGACGACGAAACACCGAAGAGCAAUCGCUAGCUUGA